This is a messenger RNA of Synchiropus splendidus (mandarinfish), 4685 nucleotides long. It is a transcript of the gene plekhg5b, whose product is annotated as pleckstrin homology domain containing, family G (with RhoGef domain) member 5b. Gene Ontology annotation, biological process: Rho protein signal transduction; endothelial cell migration. Lineage: Eukaryota; Metazoa; Chordata; Actinopteri; Syngnathiformes; Callionymidae. Bases 395 to 3643 code for a protein of 1082 amino acids. Gene Ontology annotation, molecular function: guanyl-nucleotide exchange factor activity. The transcript is spliced from 21 exons. Gene Ontology annotation, cellular component: axon; plasma membrane; endocytic vesicle. The record is from RefSeq and is a predicted model, not a curated record.
CGCGAGUGAAUGAAUGGAGGCGAGCUAAAGCUGGGCCGGUUCAGAACCGAGCAGGACGCGUCUAGAAUGGCUCCAACUUCUGCGGCGUGUUGUGUAGCGUUCUGGGGAUGAAUUCGGGUGGAGUUCGGAACGUCCCGAGGUGAUAGGUUCGCGCUAAAACCCAAGAAGACAACAUCACAACACGCUUCCGUCGAAGACUCGUUCACCGGCAACAAGUUCUGGAGGGCUGAACGUUUGGGAAGGAGAUUGGAGGCUGGUUUUGGACCGGGGCUCAUCGACAACGCGAACCGAGAGAUGAGCAGGAUCGUACGUUGAAGAAUACGUGUGUGACUGAAGCGCUUCAGAACACUGUAACCCGGUUCUGGUGGAGGUUCGUCUCUUCUCGCAUGCUCCGAUGGUUCCGAACAAGUGGACCAUGAACUCGGUCCUACACAAGUCACCUCCGAGGAGCUGGCUGGGACUCAAACUCCGAAUCAAUGACAAGCCGGCCCAAGAGGAGGUGGUGUGUCAGCACCCGGAGUGUCCCGAGCACAGGAGAGCGUCCAAGGUUUGCCACCACCCGGAUUGCCAGGACCUCAACAACAAGAACCCCCUCCACCUGUGUGAGUCAUGUGACUCACGCCGCCAUUCAGAGAGGACCGACAACAUGCACUUUGACCGGCACCCGCGAUUUGACUUGCAACCUCAAGCCCCCAUCCUGUCUCGCAACGUGUCCACACGCUCCUGCCCCCCGCUCACCGGCCCCCCCUCUGACAUGGAGGAGGAGGACGAGGGCAGCAGUGACCGCGGGGAGCGAAAAAGUGGAGGGAUCAAGUUGGUGAAGAAGAAGCCGCGGAGACGACACACGGAUGAUCCCAGUAAAGAGUGCUUCAGCCUCAAGUUUGACCUCAACGUGGACAUCAACACUGAAAUAGUUCCUGCCAUGAAAAAGAAAACUCUGAGGGAGGUUUUGGGCCCCGUGUUUGAGAGGAAUGGCAUCGAGCUGUCCCGGGUGGACCUGUUCCUGGACCAGUCCAACACACCGCUGUCCCUCAACUUUGAAGCGUAUCGUUUUGGAGGUCACUACCUCAAAGUUAAAGCGCGGCCGGGCGAUGAGCUGAAGGUGGAGCAGGGGGUGAAGGACCUGCGCUCGCUCAGCCUGCCCAACAUGAAGCCUUCCGGGAGCCCCUACAUCCUGACUCCGGACCGGCCAGAACAUGGGUCGCUGGGUCGCAGGGAAAGUCCCGAUCCACUGGGUCAGGCACGACGAAGGAAGAACAUGACCGAGUUCCUGGGGGAGGCCAACAUCCCGACCCCGGACGCGCUCGGGCAGAUGGGCGGGUCCCUGCCCAGUGCCGGAGGUGUACCUGAGAGCUGGAAGAACCGCGCUGCCAACCGCUUCAGCGUUUUGUUCAGCUCUAACACAGGAGCCGGCACGUUCGGCAAGGAAGUGGACCGGCUUGAGCAGCUGCAGAGCAAGCUUCACUCCUACACCAUGUUUGGACUCCCAAAGGUUCCUCACCAGCUCUCAUUCCACCAUGACUCCUGGGAGGACGAGGAGGAAGAGCUGGAGGACAGCUGGCAGUCGCUGCUGGACAACCCCGAGGGGCUGACCAGGCGACAAGUCCACCAGCAGGAGGCAGUGUGGGAGCUGCUGCAAACUGAAGCCACCUACAUCAGGAAACUCCGAGUUAUCACUGAGCUCUUCCUGUCUAGCCUGCUGAACCUUCAGGACAGUGGUCUUCUUACGGAGGUGGAGCCAAGCAGGCUCUUCAGCAACAUCCAGGAGAUCCUUCACCUGCACACGACUCUGUGGAACCAGGUCAUGCUGCCGGUGCUGGAGAAGGCCCGUCAGGCUCGGAUGCCGCUGGACCCCACCAACCUCCAUGAGGGGUUCAGUACGUUUGGUUCCAGGUUCCAGCCGUACAUCCGCUACUGCAUGGAGGAAGAGGCCUGCAUGGAGUACAUGAGGUCGCUGCUCAGGGAGAACGAGCUCUUCAGGACCUAUAUCACAUGGGCAGAGGCACACAAGCAGUGCAACCGUCUGAAGCUGACCGACAUGCUGGCCAAGCCCCACCAGAGACUCACCAAGUACCCGCUGCUGCUGAAGAUUGUGCUGAAGAAGACGGAUGACCCGUCGGCCCGGGACAUGGUUAGCGGCAUGGUGGCGGCAGUGGAGCGCUUCAUCAACAGCGUGGACUCUCAGAUGCGCCAGUGUCAGGAGCAGCAGAAGCUUGCCACCAUCUCAGCCCGCAUCGAGUCCUACGAAGCUGUAGAGGGCAGCAGUGAGGAGGCGGAGAAGAUCCUGAAAGAGUUCAACUGCUUCGAUCUGAUGUCUCCCAUGAGAGGAGUCAGUCCUGAAGAGACGCGUCAGCUCCACCUGGAGGGGGCGCUGAGGAUGAAGGAGGGCAAGGAGAGCAGGAUGGACGUCUACUGUUUCCUCUUCACUGACCUGCUGCUGAUCACCAAGUCGGUGAAGCGGGUGGAGAAGGUGAAGAUCAUCCGACAGCCUCUGAUGCUCCACAAUGUGGUGUGUAAGGAGCUGAAAGACCCGGGCUCCUUCAUCCUCAUCUACCUCAACGAGUUCAAGAGCGCCGUGGCCGCUUACACCUUCCAGGCCAACAGCGCCUCCCAGGGGCGAAGCUGGGUCGACGCCGUCUGCAACGUCCAGAACCAGCUGCAGCGGCUGCAGGCAGAGGAGGAGCUGAGGCUGCAGCGAUGUCUGCAGGGAGAGGAAGAGGAGGAGGAAGACGAGAGCAGCAACUCCACCACCAGCUCACCUGCGCUCAGACAUAAAGAGUCUCAGAACACCAGCCAAUCGGACGGCUCCACUGAGACUCUGUCGGUGAUGGACGUGGAUGAUCCCUCUGAACAAGCGUCUUCUGCUGCCAACAUGAACCUGGACAGCUCCACUGUGUCUGAAGGGUCCGAGGUCCAGCAGAGCCCCGGAGACGAGGAGGACCUGGACCCGCAGUGUCGCUCUCUCUCCAUGGACAGUGCCUACGGUACUCUCUCGCCGAUGUCUCUCCUGCGAGAACUGGAGCCGGCGCCGGGUCAGAGUGAAGGAGAGGAGACUGAGGAAGAGGGGGAGCUCCAGGUGGAGUUGGGGGCGACAGUAGAAGAAGAAGAGGAGGAGGAGGAGGAGGACUCUGCGUCGCUGGGGUCGCAGGUCUCAGUGGUCCAGUCUUGCAAACCUCGUCGGCGCCCGCACGUGCAACCGCGAGCCCACCCUUUACCCACACUGUCCUCACAGACACUGUCCCGCUCCGAGGACAACCUCCUGCAGCGCCUGCGCCCCAGGACGCCGCUGACCCACACCAGGUCCCUCAACACAGACCCACUCGACCAAUCACAGCACAGGGAAACGGACUCCUCGUCGCUGCCUCACAGCCGCAGCCUGUCAGAGCUGGGCCACCACUGGCAGGACGAGACCAACCCCCCGGACAAGCUCAUGGCCACCCUGAUGAGGGCGGAGGCCGCACUCAGGACAGGGGCCAGCACCUCCUCACCGACCUUCAGGGACGCAGAGGACGAGUCCUCGGGGAGGAUGUCGCCGGGCAAGAGGAAGUCACCCACGCCGCACAAGAAGCUGACGCUGGCUCAGCUCUACAGGAUCCGCACCACCAUGGUCCUCAACUCCACCCUGACUGCAUCUGAGGUGUGACCUCGUCGUCUUCCUGACCCUGAGCAACUGUCAGACCCCUGUUGGCAUGGAGAGACUUUUUUUGUUUGAGACACGCAUGCACUCUCUCUUCCUGCUCUCUCCCUUCCCGUCAGGGAUGUUGUUGCAUCCCUGCAUGUCUUUCCUCGGGAGGCAGGGACUAAGAGACACUGUUUUUGCACUUUGGCGUGGCGGCUCAGAGGCGGGAUGUCGGGCCUCGCCGGCCUCCAGGCAGAGGUCUCCUGACCCCCAACGCGGGCCAAGUCCGGACCAGGACUUGAAUGGAUGAAUGAGUUUGCCACUGACGUCCCAGUACUUGUGGUUUGAUUCUGAGGACGGCGGAGAAGAAUUGCACAGUUUUGUUGUUGAUUUGGGGAAAAACUCAAUAAAUCAGUCACAUUGUUUGUUUACUGCGCGCGAAUGUGAUUGUAUGUGCACUAUGUAUGUAAGAAUGCACACAGCAGGUGUGUUUACCAGGUGAAUGUUGGAUGUGUGUGCGUGUGUGUAGAUUCCUGACUGAACCAAAACCUCCGCUAGUGAACACAAACACACCCAAAGAUAGACAAACUGCCAGCUGAUUUUUGAAAAAUAAAAUCCACCCAAAGUGUUUGCUUCUGUGGAAUUUCUGCCAUUUUGUCGUCGCUGGCGAGAAGAAAAGAUGUUUACCUGUUGAUCUGAGAACUGACUGAACCUUCCUGCAUGUCAUGUAAACGGACGACAGCGCACAAGUAGCACCAAAGUUCACUGCGUGUAGUUUGUUGUGAGUCUGCAGGAGCAAUCAAGAACACUAAAAUAUUCACAGCGAUCUUUUCCAAACAUUUCUGUUUACUCCCGUCUGUGUCAUAUUUAUUUUGCCUGCUUUUGUUUUAUAUUAAAAAAGGUAUUGUGUGCCCCCCUCUGUAUAUUAUUUGGUUUAGUCUGUGUUAGUGGCAUGUACCACGCCCAUAAGUUAAAGUGUCUUACUUCACCAAAUCUGCUGGAAACCAUUGUGAUGGGUGGAGAUAAGGAAAUUAAAGCCGUCUAAAAGCAACCUGUCUUUUUCUUC